AUGUCAAAAGACUUUAAUUCUUCACGUAUUAAAAUCAUCAAAUCCAAUGAUUCUUACGCAAAGGUCAAUGAAAAGAAAGACCUAACAAAAUACGCUCUGGAAAAUGGUAAGAUCAUUUCUACAAGAGAGCGGCCCAUAGCCUCUGUCCCUGCUAUAAGGGGGAGGAUACCAAGUGAUGAGGAAGUAUUCGACUCCAAAACUGGAUUACCCAAUCAUACCUUUUUAAGAGAACAUUUCUUUCAUGAAGGUCGACUUUCCAAAGAGCAAGCCAUAAAGAUUUUAAAUAUGUCAACUGAAGCAUUAGGGAAAGAACCCAAUUUACUGAAGCUGAAAGCCCCAAUUACAAUUUGUGGUGAUAUCCAUGGCCAAUACUACGAUUUAUUGAAACUCUUUGAAGUAGGUGGUGAUCCUGCCGAAAUCGAUUAUUUAUUCUUAGGGGACUACGUCGACAGAGGCGCAUUUUCCUUCGAAUGUUUGAUUUAUUUGUAUUCCUUAAAACUGAAUAACUUGGGAAGAUUUUGGAUGCUUAGAGGUAACCAUGAAUGUAGGCAUUUGACCUCGUAUUUUACUUUCAAAAAUGAGAUGCUACACAAAUACGACAUGGACGUUUACGAUGCGUGCUGCAGAUCAUUUAAUGCCUUGCCGUUAGCAGCGUUAAUGAAUGGCCAAUAUUUUUGUGUACAUGGUGGUAUCUCUCCAGAGUUGAAAUCGGUAGAGGAUGUCAAUAGAGUUAAUAGAUUCAGAGAAAUUCCAUCUCGCGGUCUCAUGUGUGACUUACUGUGGGCCGAUCCUAUUGAAGAGUAUGAUGACGCAAGGGAUGGCAGUGAAUUUGAUCCGAGGGAAGAUGAGUUUGUACCUAAUAGUUUGAGAGGCUGUUCCUUUGCUUUCACCUUCAAGGCAUCCUGCAAGUUUUUGAAAGCAAACGGUCUAUUAUCUAUUAUCAGGGCACACGAAGCACAAGAUGCAGGAUAUAGGAUGUAUAAAAACAACAAGGUGACCGGCUUCCCUAGCUUGAUAACCAUGUUUAGUGCUCCGAACUAUUUGGACACCUAUCACAACAAAGCCGCUGUAUUGAAGUAUGAAGAAAACGUCAUGAACAUUAGACAAUUCCACAUGUCUCCGCACCCUUACUGGUUACCAGAUUUUAUGGAUGUUUUCACCUGGUCACUACCAUUUGUCGGCGAGAAAGUUACUAGCAUGCUAGUAUCAAUAUUAAACAUAUGUAGUGAUGAAGAACUAGACCCAGAAUCAGAGCCACAGGCUGCGGAAACUAAUGAAAAGAUAAUCACAGACACCACUAAGGAUGCUUGCACUGAUGAUAGCAAAAAGACAUCAUCUGCGAUAUUAGAAGACGAGACUAGAAGAAAAGCUUUGAGAAACAAGAUCUUGGCCAUCGCUAAAGUUUCAAGGAUGUUUUCAGUUCUAAGGGAAGAGAGUGAUAAAGUUGAGUAUUUGAAGACGAUGAAUGCUGGUGUUCUACCCCGCGGUGCUUUAGCUCGUGGGUCUGAAGGACUUGAUGAAACACUAAGUACCUUUCAAAAAGCUAGAAAGGAAGAUCUUAUCAAUGAAAAACUACCACCUUCUUUAUCAGAASUUGAACGCGAAAAGAUUAAACACUAUGAAGAAAUAUUAAAGAGAGCAGAUGAUAAAUAA
Saccharomyces eubayanus is the source of this 1653-nucleotide messenger RNA. It is a transcript of the gene CNA1, whose product is annotated as calcineurin catalytic subunit A. Gene Ontology annotation, molecular function: calmodulin binding; calmodulin-dependent protein phosphatase activity. Gene Ontology annotation, biological process: calcineurin-mediated signaling; fungal-type cell wall organization. NCBI's taxonomy places the organism in Eukaryota, Fungi, Ascomycota, Saccharomycetes, Saccharomycetales, Saccharomycetaceae. Gene Ontology annotation, cellular component: calcineurin complex; cytoplasm. The record is from RefSeq and is a predicted model, not a curated record. The transcript has a single exon. The coding region runs from base 1 to 1653 and encodes 550 amino acids.